AUGAUUGAGGGCGAGUUGUAUGUCGAGGACCUAGCCGAGAGACGGGUGGUGUCCAUCAGAAUGGGCUGGCUGUGGGUCGAGGGCACACCGAUGAGGCUACCGCUCAGGGCGUUGAACCUGCGUCAGGCGGCGCCCAGCUUGUGCCAACCGCACGCUUUGGCCCUUGGAUUCACGCUGAGCAACUCGCAGGAUCAUACUCUUGCGACAUUUUGGGCUGACACAGAGCCAAUCUACUGGUCCUGGGUGCGAGCGAUCGCGGCGGAGCUGGUCAGGCAAACACCGUUCCGGGCCCAACGUUGCCUGAACUUCCUCGAAAUCUUGACCAUCUGCCCGAGGGGGCCAGUUCCGCUGCCGGACAGCCCCACGGAGUCCAGAAGGCGGUCUCGAAGCGAGUUGCGCUGUUGGCCAAGCGAUUCCCCGAUGGAGAAGGACACCAGAAACGCGACCACGAUACUGGAGGACUCGCGUAGACGUGCGAGGAGCGAGCUACGCGGUUGGUCGAGCAGUAACUCGAGCGACGAGGACCUGCUCGGGGAGUUCCGUAGUAUACCGACGAUAAUAACGAAGGACCAGCCGGUGGUCACCAGAACCUGGGGCUGCAGCGAGAGCAGCGAGGGUAGCGACGACAGUCUUCCGUGGAGCGGAGUGUGCCGAUCGAGCGUGGAUUCCGUGGACUCAACGGUGUCCCUACCGGAACCAGAGACUAGAGAGCAAAGGAUCCAGAGGUACAAAGAAGCGAGAAGACGCGAGAACGAGGCCAGAAGCCGAAGAGUUCUCGAGGAGGACGCGAAAAGGCGAAAAGCAAGAGCCGAGGAGAACAACAACGAUAUCCUGAAGACAUACGGUCCCAGCAGAUCCAGAAGCAGGAUCUAUUCCGGGAAUGAUAACGACGACUUCCGUCUGACGUCGACGAAAAAGGAGAACACUGUCGUCCAUGACACCUCCAUAUUACGUAACCAGAAGAACAUCAUCGCCAGCAGUAGGCUACCGCCGGUGAAGCCGACAGAGUCCACGGUGAGAUUCGAGGAAGACCAGCGGAACGAAGACGAUAAGAGAAACAACAAUAGCCCUAAGAAUGGUAACACCAGUCCUGGGAUACUCAGAACGGACAUCAGCGAAAGACGAAGCAGAGCCAGGGAGAGAAGAAGUAUUCGCGAAAAGGGGCAACUGCUACAAACGCAACAGAUCACGUGCACUACCACCACGGUCGAGACGCUUCAGGAACGCAAGGAACGCCUGGCCCAAAUGUCCUCCAGGAUUCCAGUCCCUCGACAGCUAACCCAACCUUCGACCAAGCUACCAGAUAUCUGUAGCUCGCCGGUUCUACCGAAAUCGUCGACCUCGUUAUCGAUCCUGGUGGAACCUCCAUGCGAGGAGGACGUCGCCAGGCUACUGGAACGGUGUCAGAGGGUGGAUCACUAUGUCCCAGUCCGGGAGAAGCUGACAUUGUUCGAGUCCCUGUCGAGACUAGGCGGUCGACUGGCCAGGAGCACCGAGGAUCUAGGUCGAACAUCCUCCAAGCCUAGUCCUAGGGAGAAGCAACGAGCCAGAUCCCUUCACGAUCUCAACCGAGGAGCCAGAGCUGUCCCUGUCAGGGAAAUGUGUCGUUUCUUCGAGGGCGAUGUGGAACACGAUACGAACCAGAAGUCACCAAUUCUUGCCAAAACGAGGUUCAGCGACCCUGUGACACCCACCAGGAGUACAUGGAAGGAUCCAAUUUGUUCCAAAGGCAGUGAAUCGCCCUGUGUCAGAUCCUCGACGAGGAAAAAACAUUAUUUCAAAUAGUGUCCAUGUUACUGGCCCUUGUAUCUUAGUGAUCCCUUGUUCUAACUUUGUGGGAGUAUUUUGUAUUUCGACUUCUGCCCCCACCCCCCCCAAAAAAAAAAUUGCUACCUGUUCGAAAGGUGAAAUUGUUUAAGUGGUGAGAUGAAUUUCGACCCAUCAGGUAUGCGCUUGAAGGUUUAGGAUGAUGGGAGCAAAGAGGGAAACGUUGAACCCACCGGUUUGAUACCGAACACGAUCAAUAUUAUCAGCCAGGACUUGGAACAAGCUGGCCGCGAUGAAUCGUCACACGCCGGGAGAAAGUCGCUGUCCAGGGCAGCUUUUUUUGCUCACUUUUGCUCUCCAGGAUCCGAACUGUGCUCGAUUCUCGGCGCAACCGAAGUUCCCGAUCGACUGUUAAAUAUACACCGCGUGGCGUAACUGUAAA
Messenger RNA from Dufourea novaeangliae, 2209 nucleotides. RefSeq lists its product as uncharacterized. Lineage: Eukaryota; Metazoa; Arthropoda; Insecta; Hymenoptera; Halictidae. The transcript is spliced from 3 exons. The coding region runs from base 1 to 1785 and encodes 594 amino acids. The record is from RefSeq and is a predicted model, not a curated record.